AUUGGAAAGGUCAUAAUUAUAAUAAUUCAAUUGACUAAUUCAUAUCGGUUGAGAAUUUUGUUUGUUUUCGUUAAUUGUUUCACUAAUUAGAUUUUUAAUUUCUUUCUUAAUUAUUGACUGGAUGUCCUUUGAUCGAUUAGUUAAUUCCUAUGGAUUUAUCUCCUCCCAUCUGAACUUGGAAACUCACUCGAUCACAAUCAUAAUUAAUUCAAUUUCUCAUCUUACCCAUCAACUCAUUUUCUUUCAGUGUUAAUUAAUUCAUCUCUUAAUUUACUUCCUAAUUGUGAUUAACUUUCCAAUCCAAAACCAUCAACUUAAAUUUCCAAUUCUAUGAUUUAGUUUCAUCAUAAAACUUUCAAUUUAAUCCCAAAAAAAAUGUCUUCUUUUCCCUUGAUUGUGAUAAAUCAAUUGUCCAUCUUGUUAAUUAUCUUAGGAUUAACAAACUCAAUAAAUUGUAAAGUUUCUCAAAGUAAAUUGUUGACUAAGCCCAAUCAAUCAACCUUAAUUAAACUCGGAUUCUCUGGUAUAUUUUGGAAUUACAUUCAAUCAAACAGAACAGAAUUAAACAAUUUAACACCUAAAUGUUUAUCUAAAUUAAAACAUAUCAGUGAUUUAAUUGAAUCAGAUAAUCCGGAAGCUCUGAAAUUGCUCAGCUUAUCAAGUCACCUUCCAAAUAAAAUGUUUGAAAUUUCAUACGCUGAUUUAGAGGGAUAUGAUCAGUGUUUAUCACUACAAUCAACUCAUUAUUGUCAAGCCUCCGUAAUCCCAAUGGACAACAAUUUAUAUCCACAUUGGUUUUCCCUUCGUUACAAUACAACAAUUCACAUUGGAUUUUGCUUGCCGAGCAUUUGUACACCUGAUCAAGUUGAUUAUCUCAUAACUUCAGCAAUUAAAUCAUAUGAUUGGCAGAAAGUUUAUUUCCAUGGCUGUCAAGUUCCCUCUACUUUCUUGGAGCGAUUGAGUAAAUCAAACUCUUCUCAAUUCGGAUCAUUUCUCUUCCUAUCUGGAAUCGUUUUGAUCGUUGUCGUUACAACGAUUUUGGACCAUUUUAAUUUCUUUGAUAAAGUAAAUCGUUUCAAAUGGUUGAAACAUUUCACUAUUCAAUCAACUAAUCGUAAUCUUAUUAACAAUCAAAUUAACAAUAGAAUCAGUUUAAUUGACUAUUUUAGAAUAUUAAUUUCAAUUAUAUUUCAAAUGGUUCAUUCAUUUGCUUUGAUUUGUAUAUCUAAUUUACUUUACACUACAGAAAGUCUAUCAACUUUAAGAGAGUUCAUUUCUCAAUGGACUUAUCAACCAUUUAAUAGUGAUUGGCUUUAUGGUGGAUUAAUUUACCUUGGUGCUACUGCUGCUGGUACUCAUGUUUGGUCAAUUGUUGAAGUGGACACACCGAUAACCACAUACGUUUGGAUUUUCAUCAAGAAACUCAUCAUUUUUUGGCCUGCGCUAAUUGUUACAAUCAAUUUGAAAAUUAUCUUACCUUUAUUGGGAACUGGUCCAGUUUAUACUUAUCAUACUCAAUGGAGAUCGGAUGUUUGUGCCUCUAAUUGGUUGUACACUUUGUUACAUAUUCACAAUUAUCAGAAUGCUUAUGAUAUGUGUAUUGGUCCAUUCUGGUCAAUGGACGCUGAGCUCCAUCUCUUUGCUGUUGCUUUGAUCUUCGUCUAUUUAUAUAAGAAAAGUCCUCGAACUGCUUAUGUCCUAAAUACAAUCGUAAUGAUUAUCGGUCUUGCUGUUGUCUUUAACACUUAUUAUUCAAAUAAUUUCGUCUACAGAUUAGCUGGUUAUAAGUUUGAACAUUGGGAACAAAUUGAAAGUUACAUCACCAAGACUUACCUUAGGUCAGAAUCUCACCUAUUUGCUUAUUCAUUGGCACUAAUGGUCACUUAUCAUUGUUGGAUGAAUCCAAGUUCAUCUAUUGGUCUAUCAAAGAUCAUUUCUCGGCUAAUUACAGUUCUAUUGAUUAUCUUAAUUGUUCUGGCAGCUUAUUCUCCAGGAUUAUGGAAUGUAUUAAAGAUCGAAACUACCCCCUUUUGGUACGCUCUUCAUGCGACUAUUUGUAAAGCCGUUGUGUCCGUUGGUUUUGCGUGGAUUGGAUGGUUAGGUUUCCAUGAUGAGCGAGUUUAUAAACUUAUGAUUAAAUCUAAAGUCAAAUUGGACAUUAACCAUAAUAAAUUGAUCGACGAGAAACCGGUUCGAAAUGAGAAAUUGCAUCAAUCGAAUGCGGUUUUAUACAAAUUAUCAUUAGCGGCCUCGAGGGCCACUUAUUUUUCCCAUUGGCCUUUGUACAUUUGGUUUUAUGCAAAUAAAACUAAAGUUUAUCUGGAUAGUAGGUUCCUUACUGAUUUAAGUUUCUUAAUUGCCAUUGGAUAUUUUUCUGGAUUAAUUUUUCACUUUCUUGUAAUUGGUCCAGUUGAAAGUAUCAUCUCGUCAUUUAAACGAAGAAAAACAAACAAGAUUGAGUAAUUUAAUGUGUUAAAUAUUUCGAAUAAAAUUAACCUAAAUGUUGUUUUAUUUUCAAAUUCAAGUUAAUUGCUGAAUUGGGCGAUUUUCACACUUUCUCGAAAUUUUUACUUUUUUAGAGAAAAAGU
Messenger RNA from Panonychus citri (citrus red mite), 2588 nucleotides. RefSeq lists its product as uncharacterized. The coding region runs from base 376 to 2463 and encodes 695 amino acids. Lineage: Eukaryota; Metazoa; Arthropoda; Arachnida; Trombidiformes; Tetranychidae. The transcript has 11 exons. The record is from RefSeq and is a predicted model, not a curated record.